Molecule: messenger RNA, 3468 nt
Organism: Symbiodinium natans
Lineage: Eukaryota; Dinophyceae; Suessiales; Symbiodiniaceae
Source: the annotation of a GenBank genome assembly
AUGGACUCCUGGAAUUCGUGGGGGCCUCUGCUUCGAAAACGCCUCUUCUCCUCUCAUAAGACAAACUGCCGAGACCCGCAGCAAUGGGCUGAGGUGGUGAUUGAGGAGUUUUACGAGUGGAUCUCUGAGGACGACUGUGACAUGACGCGAGCAAAAGCCGAGCAGAUCUUCCAAAAGGUCGACGUGGACCGUGAUGGGAAGUUGUCAUUCGGCGAGUUCGUGAAGUGUUGCAAAGAGUUCAUGGGCAUGGAGCUUCUGGAAGCAAAGAAAGAGGAACCGACGGCACCACCGGCAGCAGCUGCUCCCCCUGCAGAGGAGGCCGAACAGCUCGAAAACACCAUCCAGCCAAAAGCUGUGGAGGAGGCCCGGGCGCCGAGCAAGGAGGCCAUCGUGCCAAGGAAGAAGGUGGCCGACAACGCGCCCCGCAAAACUUCCACGACCGAGGGCUCCAUCGUGUCCAGGCGCCGGGCCGGAAGUCUGCCAAAUCUCCUCACAAGGCGAUCCACUGGCAGCAAGGCAGCCACAAUGACUUCGAUCACCAGCAGCACGCAGGAGCCGGAGAUCCCUGGUGCCCACAAGUCGCGCAUGUCGCCACCGCUGCCCACUCCGGGACCGGGAGCAUACAACAACACCGUGGCGGAGAAGGUGCCCGGUGGGAGCUACUUUGGGACGGGCCACAUCACGGUUGGGAUUGACAACAAUGACACAGCCGUGGGAUUUGCACAGGAAAAGACUUCCUUCAUCAAGUACGACCUGAACCGCAACGGCACGCUCGACUUUCAGGAGCUGUGCAAGUUGCUCCGUCGCGGCGAUCCGAAUCUGACAGACAUGGAGGUGCAAGCCUUGUUCGAUGCCCUUGACAAAGACAAGGACGGCAACGUGGGAUUUCAUGAGCUUUCGGAGUACUUGCAUCCGCCAGGCGCGACCUUCGAGCACUCUACUUGGCGAAAGAAGCUGCGCACGGCCUUCAACCUCUCAUGUCCUGGUCCCGCUGACUACGUUGGCAACGACAAGGCCCUCGCGGGAAAGCGCAACGCGCCCCGAGCAGUGAUUCCAAGUCAGCGGAGAAUGACCGACCAUGGCGUGAACAGCCUUUCCCCUGGCCCAGCCGCCUACAAAGGGAAUCACACGGCCAGCGCCUUCCACAAGAAUGCUUACUCGGCCACUUUCGGCAGCGCUCCAAAGGGCAUGGACUCACGCUCGGAGUCCCCCGGGCCUGGGGCGUACGCCCAGAAUUUUUCAGUUCUCGCCCAUCAAAAGCAAGGCCCACGAGCUACCAUUGGAGCUGCAAGGAGGGCGCUGUGCUACGAGGGCAACUUGGAGCCGUCACCUGGCCCCGCUACCUAUUGCACGCACGUCCAGCACAAGGUGAAAGGCGGAAACUACUUUGGUGUGCCGGGACGUAUGGCGUUGCCCGACCUCUCCUACGAAAAACGACAGUUUGCCAGCUGCGACGCCAACAAGGAUGGAACCUUGGGCGUGGAUGAGGUCUACAGCAUCUUAUGCAAGGCAGACCCAAAGAUAUCUGCAGCGGAGGCAAAGCAUAUCUUCGACUCGUGUGAUCACGACGGCGACGGCAAGAUCAACUUUGAGGAGUUGAGGGACUACCUCCACCCCGAGCUCCAGCAGCAGCGCAAGGAUUCGCCUGCCGAAGACUGGGUGAAGCAGCAGCCAUGGACCAAGAAGCUCCGGCGGCUCUGUGAAGAGACCUUCGGCGUGACUUCCUUCCGGAAGAAUCAGGAGGAGGCGUUGAACGCCAUCCUCGCUGGCCGGGAUGUCUUCCUAGUGGCGCCCACGGGCGCCGGAAAGUCUUUGUGUUUUCAGGCGCCGCCGCUGCUGAGGGGUAAUCUCACCGUUGUGGUGAGCCCACUGCUUUCGCUGAUGCAGGAUCAAGUCAUGGCACUCCAGGCGUUGGGGAUCAGAGCUGCCAUGCUCAGCAGCAGCGACUCUCGUGAGGAGCAGACCAAGAUUCGCGGUGAGAUGAAGGCGCUGACAGCGAAGGACGGGGGAGAUGGACUUCGAAUCCUCUACCUGACGCCAGAGCGUCUGGCAAAGAGCAAACUUGUCAUGAACCUCUUGGAGAAGAUCUAUGCUGCGGAACGGCUGGGCCUGCUAGCCAUAGACGAGGCGCAUUGCAUCUCACAGUGGGGCCACGACUUUCGGCAGGAUUACGAGCGCUUGGCCGCUCUCCGCGUUCAGUUUCCUCAAACACCAAUACUCGCACUGACAGCCACGGCAACUCAGACGGUGGCUGGCGACGUGCAGCGUUGCCUGGGCAUGACUGGUGCCGUGGAGCUGCGAGCACCCACGGAUCGGCCGAAUCUCUUCUACGCUGUACGCCACCGCCCGAAGGCUGCAGCUGACGUUCUCGCAGCAGUGCUGUCCACGAUCCGGAUCUUCCCACCAGGUACGCCUGGCCUGGUCUAUUGCAUCACACGCAAGGAGGCCGAGCAACUCCGCCAAGGCUUGGCAGAGGGCGGCGUGCCCUGCGAGUUCUACCACGGUGAUCUGGACGCCUCGGCACGGCAGAAGGUCCAUUCCAAUUGGGUGGAGGGCCGAAUCAAAGUGGUUGUAGCCACGGUGGCCUUCGGCAUGGGCAUCAACAAAAGCGAUGUGCGGUUCGUGGUGCAUGCCGGCCUGCCGGCGUCGCUUCACCACUACUACCAAGAAGCUGGCCGGGCUGGGAGGGAUGGGAAGCCUGCACUCUGCCUGCUUCUCUAUCGCCCCAGCGACGUGCCGCGGCACAGUGUCAUGAAUUACUACAAGCCCGCGUCUCUGCGGGAGCUGUAUGGGGCUGCGAUGUACUGUCAGGGCCGUGAAUGUAGACGAGUGCAGAUCUCCCGUCACUUCGGCGAGGAGCUGCCGAGCUGCGACCGUGGCUGCGACAUUUGCCUGGCAAAGGGCAGCGACACGGUUGCGUCUCCUGCCCGUAAGAAGCUUCGGGUGUCGCCUCCUAUGCCGCCCGAGGCGCUGACCAGCGCUUUGCAGGCUGCUGCGUCCUCCCGAGGCCAGGAAGAGCAGCUCACCUUGGCGAAGCUGUCAGACAAGGUCCAGAAGGCUUGCAAAUGGCGCGGUGAGAUGGCGUCAGAAGCAGCCAUGUACGUUGCAGUGUCCCUGCUUGGGGCCGGCUACUUGCGGGAGGAGUUCCGGCACUCUCCAUAUGCGACCAAUGCCUACUUGGUGGCCACUCCCAGUGCCGAUCGCGUCUUGGAAGGCCAGACGCAGGUGUCGGCUGAAGCCCAGGCGCUGAGCUGUCCUCCAGAUUUGCUCUUCGGUCCGGUGGAUGCGGGGGAUGCCACCUCCACAGCCAUUGCUGCAGAGGCUUUGCGGACGGGAUCCGCUGGAGAAGGCGCUAGGAGGCAGAGCCUCCGGCGGCUGCGAGCAACGCUGGGGAGGCUGACACAGUGCCACAGUCUCACGCGUAUCAGCCCAGCGUACGGCGUACUUCUUGGGAUGGGAAGCUUGUAG